CCUGGCUGGGUUUUUGGUGUACGAGUGACAAAAAGCGCAUAUGAGCACCUGGUUGGAAGUCGACUAACAAGUAGUGCACUUCAGGGAUCUGUCAAACGCCACGCAUCUACAAGAGUGACACUUCACAGUUUCAGAGGUGAUGAAAUGUCAAGGUGCAACAGUUCUUCUUUUUAAUCCCAUAUCAGACCGAAGUCUGAGAACUGACUUCUGUAAUAAGUCUGUGGACAGCGGUGUAACAAAAACACUAACUCUUAUGAAUCAGAUCAGCCGUGUCAAUCCUGAAAUAGACUCUCUGAACUCCAGUGACUUUACAACAGGUCAAUGCGGCUUCACAUAGACUGAAUGACACGCAGAAGUUAUGUUUAUGUGAUCAACUCAAGCGUCACAGGUUUAGUUUUGGGCGAGUAGAUCUAUUUAAAGCAACAAUAAAAAGUUAGGAUAUACAUAUUUAGCAGUCAAUUCUGUUUAUAUUUAUACUGUACACUGUUUCUCAUGAGAGGAACUUGCCAGUCACAUAGACAAAUGCUGCUGAAAUGCGUGUAGGAUUUUAUUGCAUCUCCUGCUUUUGCCCAAAUGUAAUAGAGCUGAGUGUAAUCCCAGUGUUUGAGUAAAUGUAAUUAGUUACUGUGCUUAAGUAUCUUUUUUCGCAACUUUGUACUUGGACUGAGUAUCGAAGAUAUUAGCAGCUUUUACUCUCUACUGACUACAUUUUUCAAUACGUAUGUACUCUUACUCCACUGCAUUUGUAAUUACUCAUUACAUUUUGCAUUGCAUCAGACUUUUUCUGCAGCAGUUUAUUUCUGCUACAAAAGAAAAAAUAUUACCACGCAGGGUGUUGACAGCAGAUCUUGUGAGUUUUGUCAUUAUGCAACUCGCACUUUACAUGAAUGUGAGUGCAUUAGCAGCUGCUGAAUCGCAGAUGUUUCAUAUGAGAUGAGGACAUAGCUGCAGCCAGUGAUAAGGGCCAAAACCAGCACGUCCAGUGCAAGUGGUGUUGAGGCCUACAGCAUCUUUUAUCCUUCAUCCUGAAACACAUGAGACUGAUAUCGACAACAACAAUCAGAUAUGAGGGGAACAACCCCAACGUAACAGGCACAGCUGUAAGACUGAAAGAAACAAGAGUUGAUCACUAAUUCAGAGACAGACAGGUAGUCAGACAGACAGGCAAUCUGAUGCCAACGGUGUCCUCCGUGACUCUCACGGGACGACUCCUCCUGCUGUUGCUAUGGGCACCCCACCUCACCAUGGCAAGCAACUGGCUUUCUCUGGCACGUCUGCCACGCUCGCGUCCUGUGUCUGGUGCAGAACCAUGUGGCCGUCUGAGGGGGUUGACACCAGGCCAAGUCGGGGUGUGCCGGGCACGGGGGGAGGUCAUGGAGUCCGUGCGAAAGGCUGCAGAGAUGGUCAUUGAGGAGUGUCAACACCAGUUUCGAAACCGGCGCUGGAACUGUUCCACCACCCCUCGCGGGAUCAAUAUUUUUGGACGAGUCAUGAACCAAGGCACCCGUGAGGCGGCUUUUGUCCAUGCUCUCUCAUCAGCAGCAGUUGCUGUGGCUGUGACUCGGGGCUGUAGCAGGGGAGAACUGGAGAGGUGCGGCUGUGACCGAAAGGUCAGGGGGGUCAGUCCCGAAGGUUUCCAGUGGUCAGGUUGCUCUGAUAAUCUGUCCUACGGCGUUGCAUUCUCUCAGACCUUUGUGGAUGAGCCAGAGAGAGCUAAAGGCAUGUCGUCAGGGCGGCCACUAAUGAACAUUCACAAUAAUGAGGCAGGACGGAAGGCGAUCCUCCAUAACAUGCAGGUUGAGUGUAAGUGUCAUGGUGUUUCGGGGUCCUGUGAGCUCAGAACUUGCUGGAAGGUCAUGCCUCCGUUCCGCCGGGUCGGUGCUGUGCUGAAAGAACGUUUUGAUGGGGCCACAGAGGUACGGCUGACACGUGUGGGCUCUCGGACAGCUCUCCUUCCACGGGACCCCCAAGUGAAGCCACCAGCUGCACGGGACUUGGUUUACCUAGCCCCUUCACCAGAUUUCUGCCGCUUGGAUCCAGACAAUGGCAUUCCUGGCACUGCAGGACGACGUUGUAAUGGAACCUCACGGUUGGCACCAGACGGAUGUGAACUGUUAUGUUGUGGCCCAGGUUUUCGAGCAGGCCGGGCUGAGGUGGUCCAGCGCUGCUCCUGUAAGUUCUCCUGGUGCUGUUCAGUUCGCUGCCAGCAGUGUAAGAACACAGUGCUCAUACACACCUGCCGAGAAUGAGACGUACCUGGAAAAACUGCGCAACCACACCAGAAGCACCUCAUCUCAUGCCAGCCUGCAUUAAUGCCCACAUGAUGAAAAACAAACCAGCUCCAUUUAAAACAUUCUGCAUCAUGUCUCCUAUUUGGUGACUUUAAAGUUCUUUCAGAUGUGACAUUACAUUAUGUAAUUAUUUUAAUCUUCAAUUGCACUUUUGCUAAAAAGGAACAUGCAGACGCUAUUACAUUUCUUAAAUGCUACAAAACCAUUAACUAACAUGCUCAGACAACGCUCUUUAAGCUGAGAUUAACCUCUGAAUAAUAGCAGAAGAAUAAUGUUAGUUUAGUUUGAGGCCUUAGCAUUUAAUUCUAGAGUCUCUCUCCCUGUUUACUGUAUUUAUGAAUUUCUUUUCAGUUUUGCUGAUUGUGUUUAUUUAUUUGACUUCAUCAUGCCAGUGUGGCAUUAUCUCUGGAUGGAAAGUUCCACCUGCAAACUCUGCAGCUUUAGCUGUUUUGUUUCAGCUUGUCCUAUUGCAUAGAGGCUCAUUUAUUGCCAUUAUCUCAUUUUUAUAAUCUAUAUGGCCUAAAAUAAAGUUGU
Molecule: messenger RNA, 2825 nt
Organism: Onychostoma macrolepis
Lineage: Eukaryota; Metazoa; Chordata; Actinopteri; Cypriniformes; Cyprinidae
Gene: wnt4b
Product: wingless-type MMTV integration site family, member 4b
Exons: 10
Coding region: 1173-2249 (358 amino acids)
Biological process (GO): multicellular organism development; cell fate commitment; canonical Wnt signaling pathway
Cellular component (GO): extracellular region
Molecular function (GO): cytokine activity; frizzled binding
Source: RefSeq, a predicted model, not a curated record